AUGGAUAUGCCAGAAAGAAGGCGCCGGCAUUCGGAGUUACGGCGCUCCGAGCGACGCUUCUCGCGCGCCCCGGGGGGUUGCCGGCGAGUUCCUCUUUCCGCCGCGUGCAUCUCGUCACGUUCUUUCCCCCUUUUCCGGUCCUUCUGUUUCUCUUCCGUCUCGCUCUUUCUGUUCCUCUCGAUUCUUCCUCUCGACUCUCUGUCAUCUGUGCUGGUAGCUGCAGAGACGCCGGGAACGGAGGAGCGUCAGACGGCGCCUGGUCUCGAGGCUGAAACUGGAGACGCGGCUUCCGAGGACUCGUCAGCCUUUCUGCAGCCGCGCGCCCCAACUGCUGUCGAGGAUCUGGAACGUUUCUCUCAGCCUGCUGCGCCCGCUUCCGAUUCGACGAUCACUCCGGAGGAACAGGCAGCGCCGGAAGACCGCUCGGAAACAGAGAAUUCAGUCCAGUGGGAUUCCCCUGAAAACGCGAAAGGGGGGCCAUAUGAACCGUUACUCUCGGUGUCGGCAGCGGAGAGAGUCCUGACGCUCAAAGACUCACCUGCUGCCCCAGAUGCUCCGGAUUAUGAGACUUUCUCCAGCGGCUCUUCUCUCAACUAUGGGGGACUUCCGAGGAUAGCCGAGGAGGCGAUCGAGUUAGAGACACCGAGUGUGAGCGACGCUUCGGCGGCGACAGCAUCGUCUCCGCAUGCACCUUCCUUUUCGUCUGCUGAGGCCUCUCCGGAAGGUCGGGAAGACGGGAUCUUGUUGCCGGUCCUCGAAAACGAGGUCUUGAGCAUUUCCCUGAUCUUGGGUCACCAGGAAGGAGACGGCGACUGCAUAGUCCAGGAGGGCGAGUCGCUCGCGACGAUGUUCAAGAACGGCGACCUCGGCGGUAUCCUGAAGUCGCUUGUCGGCGUUACGUCUGAUUUUUCAAGGUGGGCGUCUCCUUUCCGCUUUCUCCGCCUUCUCCCCCCUUCGCGAGCCGCCAAAGCGCUCUCGCCGACAUCUUCCGCGUCUCCGUCGCGCGCCUUUUCGCCAGAAUCCGGCAAACACACGCGAACCCUCUCCCCAGCAAAACGUGCGAGGCUGGCAGCGGCCGAGGCGAAGCCGCUGGGGAGAAAGAGGCGGCACAGCAAGGACCGCGAAGAAGCGGAGGCAGCGCGUGGAGGAGAAGAAGCGGCGCGAGACAGAGACGCCGAACGAGAUUCUCCGACCGCGAAGGACAGACGAAAUGAGCCACCCUUUUUUGUGUCUCGGCUUUCAGCAGAUGCUUCUUCCUCUGCGUCGCUCCCGGAAGCUGAGGCUGUCCCAGCGGCUGAGCGCGCGGACUCGCCCGCGCCGGGGAACGAGGUCGGUGCGUUUUUCCCGUUCCACUCGGCGCAGCGGCGCGUUCUCAGCCUCACCACAGCGCAGCGUAUGUUCCGCUUUUUCACUUCCGUCACGAAGGAGAACUUGGGCUUGGCCGUCUGCCAGGCGCUCACUGGGCCGACAGUCAACAGUCGCGCGUUCUGCUCGCUGCUGAACGUGAUGAAGAACGAGGUGAUUUGCAAGCAUCGCGUCCAGGACUGUUCUGCGAUCCCCACGCACCUCUUCGCCACUUCGGCAGGUUCGUCGCCAACCUCUCUUCUUGCGGAACACCUGUUCCCUCCCAUCACUGUCCCUCCUCCUGCCUCAACUUCAUCCUCCAAGUUCGCUUUCCCUGCUUCUGCGUCCGUCCUGGAGUUGCCCCUCGUCUCUCUCCAGUCCGUUCGAUCUUCUUCUUCUCUGAAUGUGCCGGAGGAGGUCGUGGCGCUGGAAGGGCCGACGUACGCCUUGGCGUGGGAAGGCCUGCGGCGUCUAUACGACUACUUUGAACUUCGCGUGUGCGAAGAAGCGUCGACUCGCGCGGCUGGGUUUCUGGACUCCCUGCAGGUGGAGGCGACGCCGAGCGCGUCGCCUUUCUCGCCAGCUCCUCAGUUCCUGCCAGGGUGGGAAACGGAGAUGAUUCUGAACGCAGUUCAGCCUGGGACGACGCCGCGCAGUCCGCUCGCCGUGAUUGCGCGCCGGGGCAAAACGGUGUUGAUUCUCAUUCGCGGAACGCAAACGCAGUUCGAGUGGGCUCUGAAUGCGCAGUACGAGUUAACGUUUGGGUGGAACGACAUGUGGGACGGGAAAGUCGAGUCGGGGUUCUCUCGCGUCUUUGCGGCGAUCUCGCCAGCCAUCCAGGUGUAUCUGGGCGAGUUGAAGCGGCGCGGGAACAUCGACAGAAUCCUCGUCUCUGGCCACUCGCUCGGCGCAGCCGUCAGCUGCCUGCUUUCAUACUCUUUGUCGAUUUCCUUCGCGAAUGUCGAGGCGAUCCUCUUCGCGCCGCCGAGAUCCGGAGACGACCUGUUCAUGAAGGCCUGGGGGCGACGCGUGAACGGCCGAGCCGUUAAAUUCUCCCUCGAUCCUGUGAUCGAGGUCCCCUGCCGCAUCAUGCCGCUCUGUGACGGCAAAGAAGAUCUGGGCCGAAAAAAGUGGACUCAGACUGCUUCCGUUCCCCCUGGAGCGCCUGCCUCGGCUGCCGUGAGUGACAGGGCGGGGACGAGCCCCUCGGACGACGAGAACCUGCGGUCGAACGCGGGCAUUCCAGAGAUGACGCCCGCGAGUUGGAGCCGCGCGCAGCAGGCGGGAAGCGACUGGGACUCUGCGCAGCUCGGCGGCUUCGCACGCGACCGUCCUCUCGAGUUGUUAAAGUACCGCGAGGAAGAGAAAAACGCGCUAACCUAUGCAGACUACCCGCACAGCGUCGUUUUCACUCCCGCCGACUUGCCGAAUUCAAAAGAGCAGUCCACGCUCCACGCGAAAUACAACCACUUCUGCGCCUACUCCUGCUGGCUGAGUUACCGGUUCAACACGCGAAACCCCAACACGCACUGCGGGAAAGAAUCGAAAAGCAAACGCCGAUCUGACAGGGACGAGGACGAUCCCUCGCUGUGCCCCGCCGUCUGA
Molecule: messenger RNA, 2949 nt
Organism: Neospora caninum
Lineage: Eukaryota; Apicomplexa; Conoidasida; Eucoccidiorida; Sarcocystidae
Product: putative lipase domain-containing protein
Exons: 1
Coding region: 1-2949 (982 amino acids)
Biological process (GO): lipid metabolic process
Source: RefSeq, a predicted model, not a curated record